This is a messenger RNA of Momordica charantia (bitter melon), 936 nucleotides long. RefSeq names its product dirigent protein 17. The record is from RefSeq and is a predicted model, not a curated record. NCBI's taxonomy places the organism in Eukaryota, Viridiplantae, Streptophyta, Magnoliopsida, Cucurbitales, Cucurbitaceae.
CUUGGAUUAUUGCCGUCGGCUUCAUCGCUCUGCUCUCUCUACUCGCCGCCGGCACCGCUCCGGGGACCGACGCUACCGGAUUAUCUAUAAGACGAUGAUGAGAAGAGUUCGAGCAACUGGUGAUCGUCAUUGAACUUUUACAGUGCGUUUGCUGCAAGCUUGAAAUAAAGGCUCUGUUUAAAUGGAGAUCCCCAAAAAAGAAGAGGAUUCUGAGCCUUCAUUUUCCAAUGUCUACGAACUACCUGGAGAGCCUGCUAUAGUAAUUAAUGGGGUGCCUGAUAUACCUGCUUGUGACACUGCUCUUACUCUUUGUAAUUCUCUGAAUGAUGAAAAAUUACUUGGAAGCACUGGUUUUGGUGAGUGGUUAGAAGGGAGGGUUAUAAACAAAAUGUUUGGUGAUCGGUAUUACUAUGGCGUCAUAACUGAGUUCGACAAAGGCACAGGAUGGUACAGAGUGGAGUAUGAAGAUGGAGAUUUUGAAGAUCUCGAUUGGCGUUCCCUGGAACAGGUGCUUUUGCCCAUGGAUGUUACAGUUCCACUGAAAGCAUUGGCACUGAAGACUCUUAAGAGAAGUAGGAAGGCUCAUAAAUCUAGGAAAAACAAGACUGGGAACAGAGGACGCAAUCCCAAAGAAAUUGAAGGCAGGAGGAAAAAGAGUUUGCCAAAUGAAGUGGUAUUACCAACAGAGCCUGCAGCCUGAAGGAAUGUGGGAUCAAGGAAACCCCAGGUUCUCUGUUUUUCUUCUUUUCCUUUUCAUUGACACAUAAGCAAAUGGCCAAGGAAAAUUAGUUUCUAUCAUUGAUUGGGACUAUGAAGAAAUUCAGUCCUAUUUUGUUUAGUAAAAGGGUGGAAGUGGAGCUAACUGUUUUAGUACUCCUUGUUCAUGGAUGGCUUUGAGCACAGUUAUAAUGGGUAAUCUUGUUCAUAGUUUUAGUU